UUUCACCGAGACUCGAUCCCCUUUUACCUGGCCGUCGUUAAGGUCACGGAAACAGGGUUUAUUCGACGUUUGUCCUGAUUCAGUAAUCAAAUUUUCCCUUCAGUUUUGAAUCUAUGGCCUUUGACAUCACCUUUUCAUUGUUAUGAAGACAAUUAAUCCUCGUCGAGUGGUCAGGCGUUGAAUCGUAAUGUGAGUUGAUACGAAAAUAUAUCGUGCGGUGAUUAUUGAUGAUUAUAUCAACCAUCCCCGACGGGUCCGACGGGUGUUGAACAAGCCGAUCAGACGAUAAGACCCUACCGUAUUAUAUGCUUAAUAGUGGCCAUCGUAAUAUCCACUUUAUUAUCAAUCUGAUGUGGAAAUUUCAUGGGAGAAUUGCGAUGAUUUUGCAGGAAGCCGGUCCAAGCAUCAAAGCGCGUCGUCAAUCACAAUCCCACAGAGUUUAAAAGAAAGAGUAGUAAAAAAGAAAGAAAAAAAUAAGGUCCGAUCUGAUCGACUUGAUAAGAGCGAUAAAAAGUAGGUGUGCAAGUAGAAGCAGUGAGUUGGGUGGAAAUCGAUGGCCAUCAGAGCCCAUGGGCGGCCUCGCGUUUAGGACAAGGAAUAGCCCCUCCCAGAAGACCUCGCUCAGGUGGGGCGAUUGCUGCCCACCUAAUCCACCGUUAUCAUCGGCCGUCCUGAAGGACCGUCAUCAGGAUAUGCCGCCAGUACCCGUGUGAGGCUGUCCCCCCCUGUUGCGUGACUGUACCCCGCGGGGUCUUCAGAGGUUUUCAAACGUGGAAAAAUCGGAUCGCUUACCGAACCUCUCGGAUCUCCAUAUACGCCAGCUUGAACUAACACCAGUGGACCUAUCCUCGCCAAAGAUGUUCAACCUAGCUGGUGUCAUAUCAAUUGGACUUUUUUACGUCCUCAUACUGGGUGUGGGAAUAUGGGCAGCGAGGAAGAAAGAGGCCGGCAACGACUCCGAGGAGGAGGUGAUGCUGGCUGGUCGUUCCAUCGGCCUCUUCGUCGGUAUAUUCACCAUGACAGCAACGUGGGUUGGCGGGGGCUAUAUUAAUGGCACCGCCGAGAUCAUUUACACCAAGGGGCUUAUAUGGUGUCAAGCGCCAUUCGGUUAUGCCCUCAGCCUCGUCUUCGGUGGUAUAUUCUUUGCCAACAAGAUGCGACAGCAGGGGUACAUCACGAUGUUGGAUCCUCUUCAGGAUGCCUUUGGAGAACGUAUGGGUGGAUUACUAUUUCUACCAGCACUAUGUGGUGAGGUGUUCUGGGCAGCUGGUAUUCUUGCUGCCCUUGGUGCCACAAUAGCUGUUAUCAUCGAUAUGGAACACAGCCACUCGAUUAUGUUUAGCGCCUUCAUCGCUGUCAUCUAUACGCUCUUUGGCGGCCUCUACUCCGUAGCUUACACCGAUGUCAUCCAGCUCUUUUGCAUCUUCGUAGGACUCUGGAUGUGUAUUCCCUUUGCCUGGAUGAAUCCAUUGGUCCAGCCAUUGAGCUCCCUCGAGGUAGACUGGAUUGGCCAUGUGAAAUCCACCGAGUGGUGGUAUUAUCUCGACUACGGACUUCUCCUCAUCUUUGGAGGGAUACCGUGGCAGGUGUACUUCCAGCGUGUACUCUCAUCAAAGACAGCCGGCAGGGCACAAUUGCUGAGUUACGUCGCAGCAGUUGGAUGUAUCCUCAUGGCAAUACCACCAGUCCUCAUCGGAGCUAUCGCCAAAGGAACUGCUUGGAAUAGGACAGACUAUCAAGGCCCAUGGCCGCUCGAGGAAGCCCAAACGAGUAUGAUCCUGCCAAUGGUGUUGCAGUACUUGACACCAGAUUUCGUUUCAUUUUUUGGUCUUGGUGCUGUAUCAGCAGCUGUCAUGUCAUCGGCCGACAGUAGUAUUUUGUCAGCCAGUUCCAUGUUCGCGAGGAAUGUUUACAAGCUCAUAUUCAGACAGAGGGCCUCGGAGAUGGAGAUUAUUUGGGUGAUGCGGGUGGGUAUAGGUGUGGUGGGUAUCCUGAGUACAGUGAUGGCCCUGACGAUACCAUCAAUCUAUGGGCUUUGGUCAAUGUGCUCGGAUCUUGUCUACGUCAUACUGUUUCCACAGCUGCUGAUGGUGGUACACUUCAAAGAUUACUGCAAUACGUACGGCAGUUUAGCGGCAUACUUGAUAGCAAUGAUUGUUAGAUUAAGUGGUGGCGAAGCAGUGAUAGGUCUUCCUGCAUUAAUACACUUUCCGGGUUAUGAUGAGACGACACAAGUUCAGAUGUUUCCAUUUAGAACGAUGGCAAUGUUGAUAUCACUCGUAACACUUAUCGGGGUGUCUCAUGUGACUCAGGUGGCCUUUAUGACCGGUAGAUGGGCACCAGGCUACGAUAUCUUCAGGUGUGUUGUCAAUAUACCUGAGGAUGUUGAGCGCGUUGGGCCGGAUCCGGCUGAAGGCGAACAGAUGGCCGUUCUUGCUGCUGGAGCUGGAAGGCUCUAUGGUAGUAAGGACGAGUCUAACGGACGAGUUAAUCCAGCGCUCGAGCCGGACUAUGACAUGGAACCAGGUUGCGAUGGGGUGCAGGCUGUCACUGCUAGUGCAGGAUUAAUUGCUGGCGGUGGGGGUGGCAUGGGUAGUCAUCCUGGACCAGUUGGCAGUGCUUCUGCACGGCAGUCACAGAACAGCACUGCCUUUUAAAGUACAUCCGGUUCCGUGAUCACAAGCUGUGACCAACAAUAAGUGCGGUAGCGCGGUUGUUAUCUCAUAUAUUCUACAAUUAGUAUAGAUCCUUUAUUUUUAUUUUUCUACAUUUCUCACACUCAUAUGCCUAUAGUUUUCGACAAUUGCGUUCUGUUACUGACCAACGUUACCAUAGACUUGUUGAUGUAGGUCGUUUUGUUGAUGAUUUUCGACGAUAUUUUCCAACUGAUGUUGAGGGACUCCACGGGGAGUCAGAAUCGAACGGCUCAACGCUCUGAAAUCAAGGCUUCUUAUUCUUUGAGCCGUGCGGUCAUGGCUCCCUCCGCUCAUCAUGGCAAUUACUCGUGACUGUUGGUCGAUCAACUUCACUGGGUAUUGUUCAUCUUCGGUCUUGUUGGUGACUCUCUCACUCAGUUUCAGCAAAAUUAGGAUACACCGCGCUACCAAUUAGGCCUAGUGAUCUCCUUGUUUUAUUUUUUGAGAUAUAUAUUGUACACAUACACACAGUAAAGAAUAUUGUACAUAUUUAGAGUCUACCAAUCAAGCUUGAGAAGAAUUAAUUAUAUAUGGAAUCCGAUGGAAAUUGAUUCAUUCGAUCCUCAACAAUUCUCCGGUGGCCUUUUGCAGAGUGAAUGCCGGAGCUACGCCAUUAUUGAUUUCAUGAUGAAUGAGCGCUCAGUAUUACAAAGAAAGUUAGGGGGUUGACCAGUUGAAUUAGUUUAGCCACGAUUCAAAAGGUAUAGAAACAUAUAUUAUAUAAUGUUGUUAAGAAAACGCGCGAGUGUUAGUUAGAUUAUACUAUGGAAAGCUUUUGUACUGGCAAAUUGAAAAAUGUUCUUCCCUCUAAAAGAGUUCUCCUGAGACCCUGCUUCGCAGUUCCCUUAUGGUUCUGAUGCGCGUUUUUUGGACAAAGUAGAGAGAGAUACAGAGCGGUUCUGCAUCGUGAAAUCGAUAUUGCAAAUGGCGGUUUACAGUGCCAUCCGAUGGAUGAAUCGAUUGACGUGAGGAUCGGUUGUAUUUAUGAUAUAGUAUAUCAAAUAUUUGAGUUAUAAAUGAAUAAAUAUUCAUUAUCUAUGAUCAUAGAGUAUAUCGUGGGAAUAUGUGAUUCUAGGAGCAAUGAGCGAUAAUAAUAAAUAUAACGGUGUGCGGUUAGAAAAAAAGCGGCUGACUGACUGGCUUCAGUUUGGCCACGUGUACGUGUACCUUAAUAUGCAUAAAUGCAUUACUGUGAACAUAUCCACGAAAAAGACUACCUGACGUACAUGCAUAUAGGAUAGGCUAUUGGUAUUUAUUAAUAAUCAAUUAUAGAUUCUAAUUAAGAAAAUGUCAUCGUUGUUACCUCCAUCCUUGUUGUUACUUUGAGUUUGAUCAUUGUGUCACUUUGACAAAAGAAUAAUGUAGUACUGUUACGAUGUGUUUUUAUUCUUUUUUUAGAAUUUUCAGAAACGACUUGAAAGCAUUUGCUAUAACUGUUGACAGUUUAUUCACCUAGGGAUGAUAAUUUUUUUCAUUCGAUUUUCAAUAACUCCAUGACUGUUUUUUCAAAGUCAAAGAGAUUUGUUCGAAUUGAUUGUUGGAAAUAUAUUGGGAAUUUAGCCUUAAGGAAAUGUGCUAUGGCGGAGUUUUUGAUAAUUGAGAGAAGAAAUACAAGCGUGGGAGGAAUUAUCGAUAGUAUCUGUGCAAGGGUAACAGCUAGAGCCGGAAGUAUUAUUAUAUCGCGCGCUCAUUUGUAAUUAUAGAGAAGUGUUAACUGGAGACAAAGUGAAACUACUGCGAGAGAAUUGUAGGGGGGGGGGGAUCUGCCGUCUAUAUGAUUUUAAUAUGUUGAUCGCAGUCAUGAUUAUUUUGUGCAAUACUUUCACUGCUGAUUGUGAAUCUUGAUCAUUGUAAACUAUCCAUUACCCUCUGAAUAUCAAAAACCAUAGUCCUCAGUUCAAUUAACCCUAAUUAUGUUACCAAUUAUUUGAAUAUACAUGGCCUUGACAGAUAUUUCGCAUUGUCUCCGUGCAGUCACUUCAUGAGAUUAAUUAUUUUUAAUCAAAAGAUUUGAAAAUAACAAUGGUGAUAUUUCGUCCUUUCACUGCUUAGGACGUGAAUCGUGUUUUAACGCGCGACAAUAGAGAGAAAGAUGAUGAGAUUGAAGGGAGAUUAUAAUGAAACUAUCAUGGUGCUGUAUUACUUGAGAGCAGAAUAAUCUAUACAUAUCAAAUAUCACAAAAUUGUGAUUAAAAGUAAUUUAACAUAUCACGAGUGUGCUCCAAUGAAUAUACCGGAUAAAUAUUAAAUGUAAACAUGUUGAAAGAGAGGCACACUACAAGGGUGGGAUAUUGUUUCAUUAUUUCAUUUCAUCUCCCACCCUGUCUAGCAACGAGACUAAGGGCUGCCUCCGCCGAAUAACGAAAAUAAAAAUAAUAAAAGAAAAAGUAUUUGAUGAAUAACAUUGAAGAUGGAAACUGCUUUCGAAUACCCGCUGGGUGGUGGUAGCGAGCCCCGAAGACAAUUACUCGCUAAUUAUUAUUUAGUUCGAAAUAGAAAUUGAAACACAAAAAGACAGGAGGAUAGAGUAAGCGUUGAUCGAGGGGCUCGAAAUAAUGUCAUGUAUCCUAAAUGUUACAAUUGAAAUGCUGUAAUGUAAAGAACUAUAAGACAAAACCUAAAGUACGAUAUAUGUGUAUAUUAAUAUGUAUAAUUGAACGAGAGGAGAAUCCGUUGAUUGUAAAUGUUACGAAUAAAGGGUGUAUAAAAAAAUAA
This is a messenger RNA of Diachasma alloeum, 5411 nucleotides long. It is a transcript of the gene ChT, whose product is annotated as high-affinity choline transporter 1. Gene Ontology annotation, molecular function: choline:sodium symporter activity. The record is from RefSeq and is a predicted model, not a curated record. Lineage: Eukaryota; Metazoa; Arthropoda; Insecta; Hymenoptera; Braconidae. Gene Ontology annotation, cellular component: plasma membrane. The coding region runs from base 858 to 2657 and encodes 599 amino acids. The transcript has 6 exons. Gene Ontology annotation, biological process: choline transport; acetylcholine biosynthetic process; transmembrane transport.